CCCUGACCCGCAUCCAUUGGCUGACUGGCUUAAUCUAAGUCAGGUAUUGGUCAGCCUGUAGCCGUUCAGAAAGAGUGCCCACCCUCCUGUGUAGCCAACUUCAGGACUGAUUCAUCAUGACUUCUGUGAAGGAGCAGGCGGCAAUUAGCCGGCUGUUGAGUUUUUUACAGGAGUGGGACAAUGCUGGCAAAGUCACAAGGAGUCACAUCCUCGACAGUUUCAUUGAAACCAACCAGGGCAGAACUGCCCCUGAACUGGAGCAGGAGUUUUCCCAGGGAGCCAGCUUAUUCCUGGUGCGCUUGACCACCUGGCUGAGACUCACCUAUAUGAUUGGCUCAUGUUUAAAUAAGAUACUAAGGUCCAUUGGCAUCUUCUUGUCAGCUGUAAGCAGUAAUCGGUACCUUGUAGAAUUUCUUGAGGUUGGAGGUGUCCUCACUCUCUUGGAAAUCCUUGGGCUGGAGAAGAUCAAGGAGGAGGACAAGAAGGAAUCCAUCAAGCUGCUUCAAGUUAUUGCAAACUCUGGCAGGAAGUACAAGGAGCUCAUUUGUGAAAGCUAUGGCAUACGAUCCAUAGCAGAAUUUUUGGCAAAGUCUAAAUCAGAAGAGACCCAGGAAGAAGUACAGGUUCUGCUGGAUUCUUUGGUUCACGGUAAUCCCAAGUACCAGAAUCAAGUGUACAAAGGUCUAAUUGCUUUACUGCCCUGUGCAUCCCCAAAAGCUCAGCAGCUGUCCCUGCAGACCCUCAGGACUGCUCAGUCGAUCAUCAGAACCACCCACCCCAGCAUCGUGGACCAUGUGCUGCAGCUGCUGCGCACGAUGCACCUGGAAGUCCAGUAUGAAGCCAUAGCUCUGAUCAAGGACCUGGUCGACUACGACGUGUGCCCGGAGCUGCUCAAGGGCCUUGUGGAGCUGCUGAUACCGUCCUUCAAAGAGACCAGCAAACUGCAGCCCAAGAUCCUCUCCGAAUCCUCGGCUCUCCAACUCACCGCUCCGCUGCCAGUGUUCUUACAGCAGGCCGCGGCCGCCAAGGCCAUCGGGGUCCUGGCGCGCAGCAACACCAGCCUCGCGGAGGAGAUGCUGCACUUGCGCGUGGUGCACAGCCUGAUGACCGCCAUGGGCAACACCGACCACAGCAACAGCCAGCGGCAGGCCAGCCUCACGCUGGAGGUGAGCGGGCGGCUGGGGGCGGCACGGCGGGCACCGGGCGUGGGCACUGCAGUCACCCGCCUGCCGCCGCAGUACUUCGUGCAGACGUUCCCGGUGGUGGAGGACCACGUGCGCAAGUCCAUGGGGGAGGAACUCUACCAGCUCUUCCUCGUAAGCGUGCCCCGCCCGCCACAAACAGCAGUUCCCUCCCACACAUCGGGCCUGUCGGCCGGCUGCAGAAGGGGCUUGGGCUCCUCCACCUGGGGUCCUUUGGUACCCUUUCCCGCCCCUCCGGUCAGCAGCAUCCCUCUGCCCAAGCCCACCUCCGGUCCGCACUGUCCUGGCCCCGCAGCCGGGUUCCUCUCGCUGCCGUCCUCAGAGCAAUGCCGGGGACUUAUACAUGAAAAUGAACAGCAUUCAGGCGGAUAUCUUGGCGGCCAACAAAGUCAAUGUUGCCAGAGCAUUAUACCCAGGUGACCUCUCCUCCGGCAUCACGGGCUUUUACUUCGGCCCUCGGGAUCAGGAGGCCCGUCUCCCACAGUUCCAGCAGGAGAAUACGCAAGGAAAAGAGUAACAGAGCCUCUGAAGCAAUCCAGGAAGGCCACGCUGUGUGACAGGAAGCCUCGCAGAGGAGCCUGGGGUCAAGCUCAGGGCAUUUCUCCACUUGGCCCUACGUGGGAGGCUGGGGGUUAGGCAUGCCAGUGGGUGUGAGGGAGAGCAGCUGCCCAGGAAAGUUCAAUAAACAGUCUUGCUAUCUGUC
This is a messenger RNA of Manis javanica (Malayan pangolin), 1905 nucleotides long. The record is from RefSeq and is a predicted model, not a curated record. NCBI's taxonomy places the organism in Eukaryota, Metazoa, Chordata, Mammalia, Pholidota, Manidae.